Python bivittatus (Burmese python) is the source of this 3261-nucleotide messenger RNA. RefSeq names its product centromere protein S (gene CENPS). Gene Ontology annotation, cellular component: FANCM-MHF complex. The record is from RefSeq and is a predicted model, not a curated record. NCBI's taxonomy places the organism in Eukaryota, Metazoa, Chordata, Lepidosauria, Squamata, Pythonidae. Gene Ontology annotation, biological process: resolution of meiotic recombination intermediates; replication fork processing. Gene Ontology annotation, molecular function: protein heterodimerization activity; chromatin binding.
UGUCGCCGCCUGAGGCGAGAAAAGGCGGGAAACGCGGCCGCCAUUUUGGCCGCCAUGGAAACGGAGGCGCAGAGGUUGAAAGCGGCUUUUCAUUACACUGCUGCCCGUCUGUGUGAAGAAGUUGCUGAAGAUAAAGGCAUUUGCUUUAGCAGACAAGCCAUCGCAGCUGUUUCUGAGAUCACCUUUAGGCAAUGCGAAAUUUUUGCAAGGGACCUUGAAAUGUUUGCCAAGCACGGAAAACGGAGUACGGUUAAUGUUGAAGAUGUGAAGCUUUUGGCUCGAAGGAGCAACUCAUUGCUGAAGCAUAUUACUCAGAAGAGUGAUGAGCUUUCUUUGAAUAACCUGGAACAAAAAGAAAAAAAGAAAAAGAAAUCAGCUGCUAAGAAGGGGAGAAGAAAUUCUAAUGAGCAUGAAGAACCUGUGGCAAUUGUGAAUGAAGAUUCCAACAUGGCGUAAAACUCAUUCUUGCUGUGUCAAAAUGGCGAUCUCUCAUGUUCAUUAUGGAGCACGGAUCCUCAGUGUCGUCUUGCCUAGAUUACAAUUCUCUGCUUUUUAUUUAAGUAAGCACAAUGUAUUUGACAAAUAAAAGUGUUAAACAUUGGGAGAAGAAAAAUAUACUUGAAUGGGGAACUUAAUACUUUAAGAACCUUGAGAGAUUUAUUUUUUUCUUUUUUAGAAGGAAAUGUCACUUAAGUCCAGAAUUUAUUUAUAAAAAUUAUAGGUCAGUACAGGAGAUGGCAGUUAAUGAAAGAGCCAUAAACCAGAUGGUUUCAUAUUAAGCUUCAUAUUCUCAAGCUAUGUCUUUUUGGAAAGCGUGCAUUCAUUGCCAUCUAAGACAUAACAGUCCAGACAAAUUAAAGGAAAUAUAGUAAAUCUUGCUUCGGCUGAAUCUACGUGCUAGUUGAUGUGGAACAAACAAAUUGUAUGGUUUUAAUUAGGGGACUGUCAGUCCUUCACAGUAGGCCAAGUGAAGAAACAGACCUGACACAGAUUUGGGGAAUGCUAUUUAUUGUAGUAAGAUAGAAUAACAGAAUCUUGAAAGCCUGUCGAAGUUUCUUUCUGCCCCAUCUUACAUUAAACAAAAUCAAAGUGGGGUUAUUUCAAAUUUCUUUCUCAUCCUUCCCCUUUUCUUAUGGCUUGUAAAUUAGUUUUCUGCAAGUCCCCUCUUACCACUUAUUCAUUCCUUCCCUAGGCCCAGGGCCAUCUCUUCAUUCCUUUACAUGGACUUUUAAGUUUGCUUAGCUGAACAGAAAAGAAUCUGAUGAAUGUUUAACAAGAAUGAAUCAAGGAAGUAAUUCUUAGCAGAAGAUAACAUCCAGGAUCCAAAAUUCUGUUUGAGCCCAUGAGAACUUGCUGUAGCCCAGUUGAAUUUUUGGCUGUUGUGCAAUCUCUCAAGCUGUUUUGCACUUCUCAUCCAUUUCAGAUAAGGCUUUUAUUAUGCAGUCCUUUCUGCCUCGUUCAUGCAAUUUUAUAAGCAAUGCCAUUUUCCAUUUGUAAUCUUCCUUUUCCUAAGAUGGAAUAACUAUGUGAUACUUUGACCGUUACCUCUGGGAACCGCCUGUCUGGAAGUACCAAAGAAGCUGAAAAGCCAUCUUAGCAAAUUUACUAAGGCAAAAGCAGGGAGAAAAAAUUGGUGACGAGGAGGUAAAAAAAGUGAGGAAGAGAGAUGCAGUAAAAGUUGGUAAGCCUACAUGUGGACUAUGAACUUUAAAUUUUCUUUUGGGGAGAGAAGAGGUGUUCAGCUGACCUUGGCAUAGAUGCAGGAAUGGGACUCAAAUUGACUAGAGGAAGUUAUUUAAGAUGAGAGAGGCCCAUCAGAAGAAUGGUUGUGCUACUUUAUAAACAAUGAAAGGGAAUUUCAGUUUUCACUGACAAUAAAUGUUUAGAAAUCUCAAGAGAGAAACUUCAGGGCUUUACACUGUCCUGGUUAUAGGAAGAAAAUGUAGUGGGUGGAAGCUGGAGAAGUAACAGCAUAAGCAGUCAAUAGCACUGGAGGAGAAUGAGGGAAAAAUACAUACCUGCCUCUCAGUUCCCUAUCUUGAGAUCUUUCAUGAGUUCACACAGGAAUAGUUCAUUCAGCCCAUUCUUCAAAAUACCUUAGUUAGAUAUAUUUUCACAUUUGAAUUGUACUAGAUUAUCCUAAAUGUCUGAUUUAGUUGAGCAUCUUACUGAAAAGGUUAAUUAUUUUGUUUUGUUCCUCAACUCCUAAUGUUUGGGGUUUUUUUCAUAUCAUACUAAGCCACAGUUUUUAAAUGGGGCUUGGCUGAACCAGACAUUUGGCCUUGCACUUAAGAAAAUCAUAAGGUUUGAGUUACAAAAUUAGUCAAACCACAUUAUGGUUUAAAGCGAUAUGUGACCCCCCAUCACCGAGUGACACGUUCUCUUUGAACCUGACAGCUCCAAUAUCGUGAAGUUAACUACAAGUCAUUAAUAGACAUUUCCCUCUUUAAUGAAAUUGUCUUGUCCUCUCUUAAAACUCUCUGAGCAGUAUCCCUCACUGCAUCUUAUGACAGUGAAUGCCAUAAAUCAAUUCUACAUUGUGUAAAGGAUAACUCUGGUUUGUUGUUUACAGAAUCUACUGACAACCAAUUUUAUCCAGUACUAUGAGAAAUGAAGUCUAUUGAUUUUCUCUGUGCCUUCUAAUAUUUUAGCAACCUAUAACAUGUCACUCCCACUACAGACUUUCUCAUUUGCUUCUACUCAAUAACUUUGUUAUUCCCACCCUACUGCAAGAAGCUAGUAGUGAAAUUUUGCCUUUAUUUUGAAUCUUGUCCCAGGGCUCAUUCUAAUUUUGAAUGUGUUUCAUCUGUAUUGUACUUUGCGGGACUUUUUGCAAAUGUUUUGCCCUUUGGGAUUUUUUUUUUGCUGUUCUGUAUACCCUGGAAAAGUUUCAUUAUUGAUAUUAUACUUAGUUCUGCUACUCAUGAAUCUAUCCCAAGACUGUUGCAGUUUUCUUGACGUUUCUGAGUUGGCUUUCUUUCUUCCCUCUGCUCAGUUUGCCGUGGUGAAUCACUUUUUUGCUAAAUCGUACUAUUUUGUACUCAAAGCAUCCUAACCAUCAUGGGAAUAAUGGUGAGGAAAUGAGGUUCAGUCGGAUGGAGGGUUUUUUUUUAGCAAAUAAAAAUGCACAUGCAGCUUAAAUUGAUGGCAAAUGUACUCUAAUGGGAUCGACACCCAGAGACUCUAAUUAAGGGUUAAAGCAUACAAAAUGCACAAUUUGGAGACUUAAUUGCGCCCCGGCUUGUGCGUCAUUGCUUGAGU